This is a messenger RNA of Chelonus insularis, 999 nucleotides long. Its product is annotated as thymidylate kinase. NCBI's taxonomy places the organism in Eukaryota, Metazoa, Arthropoda, Insecta, Hymenoptera, Braconidae. Gene Ontology annotation, biological process: dTTP biosynthetic process; dTDP biosynthetic process; dUDP biosynthetic process. The transcript has 3 exons. Gene Ontology annotation, cellular component: cytosol; cytoplasm; mitochondrion. The record is from RefSeq and is a predicted model, not a curated record. Bases 173 to 808 code for a protein of 211 amino acids. Gene Ontology annotation, molecular function: nucleoside diphosphate kinase activity; dTMP kinase activity; ATP binding.
UCAAACUAUAUAACAAAUAAUAUAUAAUAUUGAUGUUUUUGUUUCAAAUUUGACAAUAUUUAAGUCAUCCACAGAGUAUAAAAUUGAUAACUUAAAGGUUAUGAUAUUAAAAAAAAAAACAAAACAAUAAAAGAUUUCACACAAUUGAAAUUUUUAUAAUUAAAAAAUAAUAAUGGAACGAGGUGCUUUAUUAGUUCUUGAAGGAUGUGACAGAGUUGGAAAAUCUACUCAAACAAAACGACUUGUGCAGGCUUUGAAAGAUCGUGACCUUAAAGUUGAAGCACGUGGUUUUCCAGAUAGAACAACAACCAUUGGAUCUGUAAUUGAUGAGUAUUUAAAAUAUAAAAAAGAUUUACCACGUGAAACUAUACAUUUACUUUUUGCUGCAAACAGAUGGGAACAGAAAGAUGAUAUAAUUAAAACUUUAAACUCUGGCAUUACAUUAGUUGUUGAUAGAUAUGCAGCAUCUGGAGCUGCUUAUUCAGCUGCAUCAACGAAUAAGCAUCUUGUAUGGGGUAAAUCAUUAGAUCAAGGUCUUCCAGCACCAGAUUUAGUUGCUUUUCUCUCAGUAAAUAAUGAAAUAUUGAGUGCACGCGAUGGGUGGGCUAAAGAGCGAUUUGAAAAUCAAGAUUUUCAAAAAAAGGUUGCAGAAAAUUUUUUGCAAUUAAAAGAAGAUACAUGGAAAAUUAUAGAAGGAAACCAAAGUAUAGAUGAUGUGCAUAAAAUAUUAUUAGAAGAAUCCUUGAAAGUUAUCCAAAAAGUUAAAACAAUUCCAAUUAAAAAGUUAUAUGAGAAUGAAUCAAAUUGAUAUGUUUUCAUUUGAGUGUAAAGAUAUGUUUAUUUUUCUUCUGUGAUUAACAGUUAGUUGAUGAUAUAAUUCAAUAAAUCAUUGUAUUAUUUUAAUCACCACCAUCGUUAAACUUUGAACGGAAUUUUUUAUUUUUUAAACAAAGCUAAACAAUUGUACUAAAAGUAUUUCGGAUUACAUAUAACACUAAA